UCAUUCAACAGUUUUUUACAAUUGCGGCUUGUGGAUUAACAUUAAUAAAGCUUUGUCAAUCAAACAAAUAAAAAAAAGAUUUGUACAAUAUCGUGAAAGAUAGAGCACUUCAAACUGAUUCACUGAUGAAAACCCUGUAAUAAAACAGAAUAAGUGUAAUAGUAGUGAAGUGAAAUUAAAAAUAAACCCAAUAUUCUACUAUAUUAACAUACUGCAUCUAUAAGAGUAUGACCUAAUGAAGGGUAUAGGAUGUAUGUAUUGUUUAUUGGUGACUGUGGGGGUCAUCCUCCAAGAGUCAUUUCCCACUUUUAUUUUAUACUCAUGGCCUCCAUUUGUGUUUUUUUCUGCCAGGUGUUCUCAAACUUUUCCUGCCUGAAAUCCAGAAGAUACAGACAGUACCCUCCUGAGACCCAAACUUCAUAAUAAAGAUAACAUCAUGAACUUCCACCAUGUGUGCGUUAGUGAACUACAGGUAUCACAUGAGAAUCUCUUGAACAAAAAACUCAGUGGAAACCACGGGGCUGUGAUGUCACGGAAGGUCCCUCGGCGGUUUCUUACAAAUAGACGAAGAGAUGAGGAAAUGUGACAGAGUGGAAGCGCUGUGUUUGUUAGUGAGCGACAGAGAUGGAACUGAAGCUGCAGCUGAGCGUUUUGAUGUGUCUCGUUCAGGCUUCACUGGCAGAGUGGCAGCAUGUGACUGUGAUGAAAGGCCAUACGCUGUACCUGACCUGCCCUCUUAAAGGCCCCCUCCAGGACCCCGUGGAAUGGAAGAACCCUGAUGGUAAUGUUAUGUUCUUCAACACAGUUCAAGGUGUGGGGGACAAGCGCUACAGCAUCAUCAAACUGUCUGAGUCUGAAUUCACCAUCAGUGUUUCCAGUGUUACCUUCACAGACGGAGGCGACUACAUAUGCACCCAUUACCAUCCUCAAGCAGCACAAAAAGUAGUGCAGGUGACAGUGUUGGAUCACCCCAAGAUGGAAGUUGCAAAGCAUGGUGGGAAGUUCAUAGUAAAAUGCACUGCUGAGGCAAACCACCACGCUCCACAGUUGUCCUGGAUGCUGCAAAAUGGGCCGGAGUUUCACGGUCACGCCCAAGUCACACGUGGAGAUAAAACAUAUGUGUCCACAGAGGUGUUAUAUGUGCACUCGGUUAAAACCAGAGUCACCCUAAAAUGCAUUGCUCGCCAUCAAGCUCUACAUUCAAAACCUCUGAUGAACUUUGUCAGAAUUGGGGAAAAAACACUGGUGCCCCACCUCAUAACCACAACCAGCUCGCCCACAGCUCCGACUCAAGGGUCAACGGAGGUGACGAUAAUGAUGACACACGGCAAGACCACACUGCAAAUCACAACUGUAGGCGUGAAUGGGCACACAACUGAAACACCAUCAGCUAGAUCUCCUUCUGGCACUGCUGCACAUGUCAGCACAGCUGACUCAAGUACAUCUGUGUCACCAGUCUCAACCAGCACCUGGAAUCACACCGACAACAAUGAAACCAGCACAGCAGGCUGGACAUCUGUUUCCAUGACAACACAGGAGAUCAUCUCACUUAACAGCACAGAGGGAAACAAUACAGAGAUCCGCAAUUACCAGGAUGGCGAAAGUAAAGGAAAUUCAUCACUAUUGGUUUUCCUUGUGACAUGCCUCAUCGUCGGCCUUUUGGUGGUUGUCAUUUUUAUUGGGAUCAAGCUUAGAAGAGCACACAUUGCAUGGAAGAAAGUUUUUAUUGUUACAGAGAACGAUGACUCAGAUCCGUCAGAGGUGAGCAAUAAAUCGAAGUCAAGCCAGGAAGAGAGAAACGCCCAGGCUCAACGGAGACGAGGGAUCUUCAACACAGCGUUCACACAAUAUGUCGUUGAGGAACCAACAGUGAUAACUUCAGUGACAAACACAGCUGCGAUGACAACAACAGAGGUUGUAAAUACUGAACAGCCCUCUCAACCCCCAAGGCCAGCACAAAGUGUAGACAAAUCUAUCGUAAAGGAAACAGAACUGUAACUACAACUGCUGGUUUUAAUGUUAUAAAAAAGACUGUUUACAUGUAAAGGUGUGGAAACUGUAGUACUGUUUUAUUCUGUAAAUACUGUAUAAAGUGAAUGUUCAAUAGAGAUAUAAUAAAUUACAUU
Molecule: messenger RNA, 2126 nt
Organism: Sphaeramia orbicularis (orbiculate cardinalfish)
Lineage: Eukaryota; Metazoa; Chordata; Actinopteri; Kurtiformes; Apogonidae
Gene: crtam
Product: cytotoxic and regulatory T cell molecule
Exons: 12
Coding region: 625-1998 (457 amino acids)
Biological process (GO): detection of tumor cell; positive regulation of natural killer cell mediated cytotoxicity directed against tumor cell target; cell recognition
Cellular component (GO): plasma membrane
Molecular function (GO): signaling receptor binding
Source: RefSeq, a predicted model, not a curated record